This is a messenger RNA of Rotaria sp. Silwood1, 824 nucleotides long. NCBI's taxonomy places the organism in Eukaryota, Metazoa, Rotifera, Eurotatoria, Philodinida, Philodinidae. The record is from the annotation of a GenBank genome assembly.
AUGAGUGUUUAUGAAAAUAUUCGUUUUGGUAAAGUAAAUGCAACACGAGCAGAAAUUGAACAAGCAGCACGAGAAGCAAAUGCACACAAUUUCAUUAUGCAAUUACCAAAUAAAUAUGAAACACUUGUUGGUGAACGUGGUAUACACUUGAGUGGUGGUGAAAAACAAUGUAUCGCAUUAGCACGUGCUCUUGUCAAACAGCCUACUAUCCUCUUACUGGAUGAAACAACAAGUGCACUUGAUAAUGUUAGAGAAAAAAUUGUUCAAGAAGCACUCGAUCGAGCAUGCAAAGGUCGUACAACUAUUAUUAUUGCUCAUCGUUUAACUACAAUUCGAAAUGCUCAUCAAAUAUAUGUACUAGAUAAUGGAAAUGUGGUUGAGCAAGGUACACAUGAAACAUUAAUGAUAAAAGAAGGAGGCAAAUAUCAAGCAAUGGUCAAAUGUCAACAAAUGAAAAGAAUCUAUGAUGAUACAGAUGAUAUGAUGAGCAUACAAAAAGCAACAGAAGAAGAGGAAAAAUCUAUAAGUAUGCUAAAAAUUCUAAUAGUAAUAGUCAUUAUUUUUCUUGAUCUUUUUUUCUUGAAUAGCUGAGCGCUCUCGUUUGUUUAGCGACGUAACAACUGUUGAUGUGAACAAAGUACAAAUCCUACUGUAAUUAGCUAUAAAAACUAUUAUUGAUAAGUCUUCUUUUUUAGCAAAGCCCAAAACCAUUCAAACAGAGGUUUGUCUUAUUAAGACUCUUAUCAAUGAAUAGUCCUGAAUGGAUUACCAUCUUGAUUGGUUGUGUAGCAUGUUUAUUGAGUGGCGCAGCUCAACCAUUAUUU